Messenger RNA from Gasterosteus aculeatus aculeatus (three-spined stickleback), 4968 nucleotides. RefSeq names its product integrin, alpha V (gene itgav). Gene Ontology annotation, biological process: cell-matrix adhesion; cell-cell adhesion; integrin-mediated signaling pathway. Gene Ontology annotation, molecular function: integrin binding. The record is from RefSeq and is a predicted model, not a curated record. Lineage: Eukaryota; Metazoa; Chordata; Actinopteri; Perciformes; Gasterosteidae. Gene Ontology annotation, cellular component: external side of plasma membrane; integrin complex.
UUGUGUGACGCAGGAUGACGCGGCCUGGUGAACUGAGACACUUCGACGCUCGUCCUCAGUCCGUCGGCCUCUCCCCGAACUCGCUCCCGGCGUCCCUGCUGCUCCCAUCGGCUACCGACGGGCUAACAGACCGCGGCUCUAGCGUUACCGCUCCCUCGGUGGAUUCGGUCGGUACCGGGCAGCGACCAUGUCCGGAACACGCGCGGCUCUCGGUGCGCUCGCGCUGAUGUGUUUGUUGGUCCGACGCGGCGGAACCUUCAACCUGGACGCGCGCACACCGAGCGUGUUCUCCGGUCCCACCGGGAGCUACUUCGGCUUCUCCGUGGACUUCUUCAGCCCGCCCAAUGGCAAGCAGGCCGAUGUUCUGGUCGGAGCUCCGCGGGCCAACACCACCCCCUCCAGCAGCGUGGAAGAGAGGGGGGCGGUGUACAGCUGUCCCUGGAAGACCUCCACCUGCCAGCAGCUGCAGUUCGACAUCACAGAUGACAGGAAGAAUACAGAAGGAGCUCAGAUGGAGUUUAAAUCCAAGCAGUGGUUCGGUGCAUCCGUGCGAUCUGAUGGAGAACACAUACUGGCCUGUGCUCCGCUCUAUCAGUGGUCGACCUUCGGCGUCUCGGAGCGAGAGCCGGUGGGAACGUGCUACCUGAAGAAAGAGAGCACGGUGGUGGAGUACUCGCCCUGCAGAUCAAAGGCCAACUCACCUGAGGGGCAGGGCUUCUGCCAGGCCGGCUUCAGCGUCGACUUCCUCAAGAAGAACAACAGAGUGGUUGUGGGAGGACCAGGCAGCUUCUACUGGCAGGGUCAGCUGAUCUCUGAUGACCUCUCUGAGAUCUUCUCCCGGUUUGACAGCCUGUACAUCACUCAGUACGAAAACACACUCGCCACCAAGUCGGCCAUCGCUCAGUACGACGACAGUUACCUCGGUUACUCUGUGACGGUCGGAGACUUCAACGAUGACGGGAAAGAAGAUUACGUGACCGGAGUCCCUCGAGGACACAACGCACUGGGUUACGUGAACAUCUUCAACGGCCUCAACAUGGGCUCCAUGGUGAACUUCACAGGAGCUCAGAUGGCGGCAUACUUCGGACACUCGGUGGCUGCUUCAGAUGUCAACAAUGACGACUGGGUGGAUCUGUUGGUUGGAGCUCCUCUCUUCAUGGACAGAGGGUCAGAUGGAAAACUGAGGGAGGUGGGACAGGUGUCGGUGUACCUGAGUCGAGGAGGCUUCUCCUUCCACCCACCUCAGCUGCUCACGGGCUCAGAGGUUUACGCCCGGUACGGCUCGGCCAUCGCAGCGCUGGGAGACCUGGACAUGGACGGAUACAACGAUGUGGCCAUCUCUGCUCCGUACGGCGGCCCCGACCAUCACGGCGUGGUCUACAUCCACAACGGGCGGCCUCGGGGGCCUGACUCCUCCCCCUCUCAGGUCCUCCAGGGAAGGUGGGCGUCCAGUUACAUGCCUGCUAGCUUUGGCUACUCCAUGACUGGAAACACCGACAUAGACCAGAAUGGAUAUCCAGAUCUCAUAGUGGGAGUGUUCGGAGCAGACAAGGCUGUUUUAUACAGAGCUCGCCCAGUGAUCAGUGUCAACGCCACGUUGGACAUGACGCCGCAGAUCAUCAACCCGGAGGAAAAGACCUGCACGCUUCCUGGUACCUCCACGCUGGUGUCCUGCUUUACGGUGAAGUACUGUCUGAAGGCCAGUGGCCGUGGAGCUCCAGCUACUCUCAAUUUUCGCGUGGACCUCCUGUUGGACCGUCUCAAGCAGAAGGACGCCACUAAGCGCGUUCUCUUCCUGCACAGUCGGACCUUGCAGUUCUCCAAGAACAUGACGGUGUCCAACGGGAAAGCUCCAACCUGCGAGGAGCAGGAGGUCUUCUUGAGGGACGACCGAGAGUUCCGCGAUAAGAUCACUCCCAUCUCCGUGGCGAUGGAGUACAGCCUGGACCACCAGAGGGCCGCGGACCAAACCGGACUUCAGCCCAUCCUCGACAUGUCGGCGCCGUCCAACGUCACCAAGCAGGCCCACAUCCUGUUGGACUGUGGAGAAGACAACAUCUGCAAACCUGACCUCAGGUUGUCUGUGACAAGCGACCGCGAGCAGAUCUUCAUCGGAGACGACAACGCGCUGACCCUGGAGGUCAGCGCGGAGAACCUGGGGGAGGGAGCCUACGAAGCCGAGCUGCACGUCUUCCCCCCGCAGCAGGCCGACUUCACCGGGGUGGUUCGCAGCCAGAGCCUCAGCAGGUUGUCCUGUGCUUACAAGAAGGAGAACCAGACCAAGAUGGUGGUGUGUGACCUGGGAAACCCCAUGAAGGGAGGAACCAAGGUGCUGGCGGAGUUGCAGUUCAGCGUGCACCAGCUGUCGGAGGAGGACACCUCGGUGAAGUUCGACGUGCAGAUGGUCAGCUCAAACCAGUUUGACAACACGAGUCCUCGAGUCUCCACCGUCACCAAGCUGGCCGUCCUCGCCAAAGUCUCCAUCAGAGGGUCGGCGUCUCCCGGUCAGUUUCUGCUCCCGAUCACCAACUGGAAGCCUCAGAAGCGUCUCGUGUACCAAGACGACAUGGGACCUCAGAUUCUACAUGUCUACGAACUCCUGAACAGCGGGCCGAGCACCAUCAGCAAGGCGGCGCUGGAGGUGGAGUGGCCGUACCGCUACACCAACGGCUCGCUGCUCUACAUCACCAGCUACCAAACGGACGGGCCCAUGAACUGCACCACGGACGUGGAGAUCAACGCCCUCAACCUGUCGAACCCGCUCUCCUCAGGGAAGAACAUCAGCAAGGUUCCUCCACCCAGAGAACGAGAGACGGAGGGACGGAGCCGAAACAAGAGAGACGUCGAGUCCACAGACGCACAGAACGACCUGCACACUCUGGACUGCAGCACGGCGGAGUGUUUGCGUAUCAGGUGUCAGGUGGGCCGUCUGGAGAGGACGAAGAACGCCAUCCUCUUCAUUUAUUCCCGCCUGGCCGUGGACACCUUCCUGAAGCCGGAGAACCAGAACCGGUCCUACGUGGUCCACGCCACGGCCUCCUUCAGCGUCAUCGAGAUGCCGUACAAAAACCUGGUGCCGGAGCUCCCGUCCAACAGCACCACGGUGAGCGUGUCGGUCAUGUGGGUGGCCGACCCCCCCCAGCAGGUCCCCGGCUGGGUCGUGGCUCUGGCGGUUCUGUCCGGCCUGCUGCUGCUGGCGCUGCUCAUCUUCAUCAUGUACAAGCUGGGUUUCUUUAAGCGGGUCCGCCCCCCCCAGGAGGACUGCACGGAGAAGGAGCAGCUUCAGCCGGAGGAGAACGGGAACACGGACGCUUAGAAGACGCCAGGAGACAAAAUGUUAGUGCCAAGAAAGAAGCUCCGCCUCCGCUAAUGUCAUGGAUCAGUAGCUUAGCAUAGAGAUGGUAUGCUAAGCUACGUUAACCAGCUGCAGCUUCAUAUUUGCCCCGCAGAGCUCGAGAUGUUUGAACUGAUCGGGGAACUUAUGGACCACAGCUGCUGAUAAGUUUACGUUUUAAUGUUUUCUUCUUCUUUUUUUUACUGUUUUCUGACUUUUUUGGAAACAACAUUAACCUUAACACCUCUGUUACAUAUUCACACAAUAACACACGUCUGGAUAAGAACACAAGACUGAAAACAAAUGCAAAGAAAUAGCUGUUGAAAGAACCGAUGCAAAGGAUUUUGGGUAAUGAUCCCAGCUUUGUUUCUCGCAUGUGGGAUUUAAUGUCACAGUAAUAUAUUUACUCCGUACCGACGUAUUAUCUUUGCUUUGGGGACGUGGGGGCCGGUUGGAGCUUUGGGAUGCUGUUUUUUGUCUUUACUGUAUUUUUUCUGUAUUUUCUACGAAACCAUGACGAUAAUAACAAAACUUGGGUCUGGCUCAUUUCAACCGUUAUCGCGCACUGAGGAGCGCUGCUAAGCCCCGCCCACUGAACGAACGCCGCAGGUCACUGUGACGCCGUGAGAGGAGCCUCUUUGGAAGUGAUUAAACGUUACUGAGAGCCAGAGGAACCUUCGGCCUCAUUCAAAGGAGAAUCAAUUAGCUAACUAGCUAGCGGGUCGAUGUAGCACAGCGAGUCCUCGGUUCUUUUCUCCGACCACUGGAGACUUUUUGGGGCCUUGCGUCCUCUCUCCUCUUUGUUGGGAGGACGUUGGUCCGAGCGAGUCGUCUUCACCGGCGUAGCAACAGUAACUAAGGAGGCCGAGGCUUUAGGGACCAUCCGUCAGCUCCAGUUGGACGUUUACGCUUCAUUGUUUUAUUAUUAGUGAUAUUUUUCAUUAAAUAUUUGUGUGUGAAUAAAUCAUAAAUUGCACAAAAACGUUCCAUAAAUUUACCCAUAUUGGGUUUGCAUCAUGAAUUACUGAUCAUUUAAAAAUAUAUAUAUUAACCCAUCUAACAAUGAAAUAAUCACUUGCUAUUUGUUAGCAGAGAAUAAGAAGUGAACAAUCUUCACUUAAUGGGUCAAAGUGUUCUAUACACAUAUAUAAUGUAUAUAUGUGUAUAGAACACAUGAUGUAUUCUUUUAGUAUAAAUAAAACCUAAUAUCAGGAAUAUAUUAAAAAGUCUCUGUAAGAAGAUAUCAAGAGAUUUAUUGAUCAAACUUUUUUUUUUCCUUUCAAGAUUUUUAACUUAAAUCUUCCAAAUUCUGGAUGUUCUUGUAUUUAUUCUUUCUUUGUACCUUCGAUGACCCUGAUAGAUCGACAUAAUCUUCACAAUGCCACCGUUUACACUGUCAAAUUAUUUUCACUUAAAUCCAUCAAGUCGUUCCAGAAACCGAUCUAAUAAAGAGGUGAUUAAAUGAGGCGUGAGCGGAACAGAUCUGGGCUGUUUGACCUGUUUUCUGUUGUUUAGCGAUCACAACAUAUGAAAUAUUGUAUUUUGAUGUAUGUAUUCUUUCACCAGAAUAAAAUAUAACUUUCAUAGGAGAUGAUUUUCACUUUUGAACUGAAAUAAACUGAUUCACUGAUUCA